ACUAUUCCCCUUCAGUGAUUAGCUGACUCUUGACUACGCGAUUUGGUGUUCGGUGGUAUUCAUUCCGGUUUACUUUAUUUUCCAUAGUGCAAGUGCUUGCAGGAAUUCCAACGGUGUUCAAAGUUGGUUUGGAUUACGACAGUUCUGCCUCGAAUCGAUGAACCUGGCUUUCGGGAGAUUUCGAAAGAGCGAUAAUAGUUUUACAGCACAGGUGGAUUGUGGCGUGAAGUGAUCAAGAGAACGGCAUAAUAUCGUUCGCGUUCUUGUGUGCUUUAGAUUUAUGCGAUAUGUUCCUGUUGGAAAAAAAUUGCGCAAAUUGAAUUAGUGGGUGCCGCUGGCGAAUCGUCCGUAAGAAGCCUUCCAAAAACAAGAAAACAAAAAUAUACACAUCAUUCUUUAGUGCAACAGUAGUGUCCCGUAGACGAGUGCAGAGGAAUUUCGCGCACGAUUACAUAAAACAACUUCAACGCACUUUUGAGGAUUGGAAGUGCAUUUUCCGGCAGCAAAAAAAAAACACCCAUUCAUCGGAGGAAAAUUUGAGUCCAAUUUUGUCGUCGUGGUCGCAGAAUUUCCGCUGAAAGUGUGUGCGAGAGAUUGCUGUUGGGUCAUCGUCAGCAGCAAAGUCCACAAGUUAAACUCGCUAUCGAAGGGGAAUAUGAGAAAGGUGUAAUCAUAGAAACGUCAUCCAUUUUGACGUUUCGAUUCGCGAAAAUAACCCGUUCCGUUUGAAAUGGUUAUUUUUUUUCUUUAAUUUCUAGGGGAGUGUUGGUAUUGAAAAAUAUUUUGACCAUCGUGAAGCUUGAAAAUUUGUGAAAAAUCAAAAUAGUGAAACGAAGGCAGAAGAUAUCUUCAAAAUUCUAUUCGGUUGUGAAGUGUUUUCCUGGAGUGUUGUGAAAAUUCACAACAAACAAAACGCAGAAACCCCAAAUCGUUGACAUAUGACAGUGUUUUUAUUUUGAAUCGCAUCGCAUUUAUCAACAAGAGUAGUCAAUCCAAUUGAUUAUUACGCAUGACUCUUCGACCAAAGAUAAAUUAGCAUCUAGAAGCAGCCAUAACGAUACACUGUACAUACACACAGGGGGAGCCUUGUUAUGUAGGUCAUGAUGAUUGCCUGUGACUGAAGCAGAGGCCGAACAAAUCCGUCGUCACGGUCAGAGAAGUCUCUGGCUAGAAGCAUCCGCCUUUGGAUGCACAAAAUCAUCCCCUCCAAGAAGUUAGUAUUCGCCCAACGGCUGGCGAAUUGAAAAGCCAUAAUCGGAGGAGUCCUGUACGCAGCUGACCUACAGAAUCCAGACAUACACACACACAAACAUCCAAACACCACAGAAAAUGUCACAUCAUAGCGACGAUCAGCUGCUGCAGGCUGGUAGUGAUUCUUUCUGGGAACCGGGCAACUACAAACGGACCACCAAACGGAUAGAAGAUGGAUACAAAUUGUGCACAGACCUGCAAACUCUAAUUCAGGAACGAGCGGAAAUCGAGAAAGGAUACGCAAAGAGCUUAAAAACCUGGUCGAAGAAAUGGGGCGAACUGAUCGAAAAAGGGCCCGAGUAUGGCACCACCGAGGCGGCUUGGAAGGGAAUUCUGACUGAAGCCGAUCGACUAUCGGAUGUGCAUCUCAAAAUCAAGGAAAACCUCUGCACCGACGUGAUGCACCAGAUCAAAGGAUGGCAGAAAGAUAACUAUCACAAGACUAUGAUGCAAAUCAAGGAACGCAAAGAGAUGGAGGACCAGUUCAAGAAGGCUCAGAAACCAUGGGCGAAACACCUGGCGAAGGUGGAAAAGUGCAAAGCCGAUUACCACGCCGCCUGCAAGACGGAACGAUCCGCCGCCAAUCAGGAACGAAACGCAAGCAGUGAUUCGUCGUUAUCCAACGAUCAGAUGAAGAAAAUGCAAGAUCGAACGAUGCGUACUAAGGAGGAGGUGUCCAAGUGCCGAGAUCGGUACGAUCAGGCGCUGCAGGAUAUCAACAAAUACAAUCCCAUCUAUAUCGAGGACAUGACCUCGGUAUUCAUCAAGUGCCAAGAAAUGGAGGAGACCCGAUUGCGCUUCUUCAAAAAUGUUCUUUUCUCGAUACACACAUGCUUGAACAUUUCCGAGGACACCAGCCUGCCGCAGAUUUACAAGGAAUUCCACCACACUAUCAACAACGCUGACCAUCAGAAGGACCUUAAGUGGUGGUCUAAUAACCACGGCGUCAAUAUGGGUAUGAGUUGGCCUACGUUUGUGGAGUACACCGAAGAAUUCCGCGACAUUGCAAAAGGAAUCAAAUCGAAAGAAGCUUUACCCGCUGCGCCGAUCACGCUCAUACAUCAGCGACCUGUUGCCGAAGAUUUGCAUGAAUAUCCACCACCGGCAAGCAACAACAGUAAAAACAGCCUAAACCGCACUUCGGCAUCGCUCAGUAUUAGCAAUUCGACUAGCAAUGCGAACAACAGUUCACAACGGGCAACAACACCGAGCCAGGAAUCGCCCAGAUCGGAGAGCGCGUCGAUGAAGAACAAUGACUCCGUGACGACACCACCGAGAAGUUCACCUGUUCGUGCCAGCGCUGCCGCUCCGGUUGUUACCAAUGGGACUGGUAGUAACGGAAAGGCAAACGAUUCCCAGAAUCCAUUCGACGAGGAGGAAGAAUGGGAUGAGGGCGACGGCAACGAUAAUAUCCUGGUGGAUAACGGUGAACCUGGAGUGCCAGUGAAGGCACUGUACGAUUACGAGGGAGCGGAAAGUGAUGAGCUCACGUUCAAGAUGGGUGACGUUUUCGAGAAGCUGGAGGACGAAGACGAACAGGGAUGGUGUAAGGGCCGAAAGGACGGACGCGUUGGCUUGUACCCUGCCAAUUAUGUCGAGGUGAUAGCAACGUAAAAAACGGCACCCAGCUGCAUUAUUCGGAAGAAAUAUUGAAGGAAGUGAGAAUGUUGUAAGAUAUUGCUGCGAUCGGCGAUAGCAGAAGUGCGCACGAACCUGCUGCGUACACGUUGUUUUAAAUUAAACUUUACCAUAUUUUUGUAUCGGAACACACCCCUCUUCGUUUGAGCCACAGCGUAUCGUUCAGUCAUGUUAUUCGUUUUUGUUGAGUAGAAAUAAAAUACGAGAAGCGAGAUAUAUUUUUACUUCGCAGCUAUUUUCGGAUCACUGGAAGUUAUUAUUUCGAUUUGAUGUCUAAGCUAAAAUGAGGAAGAUUUUGUGGUAGGUUAGGUAAGCUUUUGUUGGAAUAUUUUAUACCUAAAAUAAAACUAAAAAUAAAAACUAUGCAAGUCAGUUGGAACCUUUUUUGUCGUAGCUUGGAGUCAUACACGUUUGUUAGGAUACCAAGUAAGUGCUUGUAAUUUCCACAUUAUAAUUUUUUAUCCCGUGUCUGUUGGAAUAGUUGUAUGUGUCCGAUUGAAACGUGAAACUGGCUGAUUUCGGGUAAUAUUUUGCUCAUCUUGUCAUAUGUAUUUUUAUAAAAGCGUUGGGUAAUGACUGAACCUUUGCAUGUAUGCGGAUAGAUUUUGAAAAUUGACAUGCGCCAAGGUAUGGACAAAUUUUGUGUAGUUACGUUCAUUGAGUAGUAGAUUUAUACAUUUGCAGUAAAAAAAAAGAUAAAGUCAAAACAAAACGUUUGUUAUCACGCUGCAUUUACUCAUAACAAAGAUCCAUACAAGAAUAGGGUGAAAUAUAUAAAAGCCUCUAGAACACUCACUCACAUCCAUACAUAGCAAAAUCUUUGUCCAGACAGUAGCUAUCGCAAAGAUGUAAAACCAUGUUGAUAAAAGAUAACACUAGCGCCAACAAUCAAUUUGUAAAUCAUAAAAUUGGAAACAAGGUCACUCAUUAGAAAAUUUGCCAAAAACGUUAUGGGACUAAACAUAUGUUAUGAUAAAUAACUAAUCUUUACAAACACAAGUAACUGAACCACCAUCGAAUCGAUGUCGUAUAUCAAAAAACAAAAUGAUAGCAGGUACAGCUGUAGGGAAAAAACAUUUUUACAAUUCUACCCAUAUCAUCGAAGCAUAAGCAAACAUAAGAAGAAAACGGCGGUUUGAAUAUUUGUCCGUGGAUAAUUUUAAAUUGAUAUGAGCUAUUCGCGAUGACCUAAACCAUAGGCUUGACCUAAAUUAAUAUUGUUUCCUAAAACUGUUAGACAGCACUCGAAAUAGGAAAAACAAACUUAUUUUUGGCACACCCGGAAUCCGAGGAACAUCCACAGUUUUUAGCAAAAUGAGUGAAAUCCGAAUGUGAACGAUUUAGCGAUAUGGUUAACCGUUACAAUACAAUGCAGAGAAUUGUCAGUUGAAUCGAGUAUGUUGUGUAACAUAUUACGUUUGAUGAAAUAUUAUAUGACGAAACGCAAAAUGUUAGGUAUAAGUAGAUGAUAAAAGAUUCAAGUUAUUUAUAAUUAGUAAAGUUGAA
This is a messenger RNA of Toxorhynchites rutilus septentrionalis, 4395 nucleotides long. It is a transcript of the gene Synd, whose product is annotated as protein kinase C and casein kinase substrate in neurons protein 3. The transcript is spliced from 11 exons. Lineage: Eukaryota; Metazoa; Arthropoda; Insecta; Diptera; Culicidae. Gene Ontology annotation, molecular function: protein binding; phospholipid binding. Gene Ontology annotation, biological process: cytoskeleton organization; plasma membrane tubulation; regulation of endocytosis. The coding region runs from base 1330 to 2865 and encodes 511 amino acids. Gene Ontology annotation, cellular component: cytoplasm; plasma membrane; endosome. The record is from RefSeq and is a predicted model, not a curated record.